CGGACCUAUAGUGAAGCCUGUGCUGCAUGCAGUCUGCUAGACUGUGUGCACGGGGAGAAGGAAUUGACUGCAAAAGAACAUUCUCGGCUGUAGCCUGGGGGUUUCAUGUUAGAUUUCAGCUCUGUCCUUUCACAGGCUAAAUAAUAAUAGCAUAGACCCGCACUCCACCUAUCCUGGUAUCUUGCUUCUGGCAGUGGCCAGUACCACAUGCUUCAGAGGAAAUGGCAAGAAAUGCUGCAAAAGGCAGUUAUAUGCCCAGGGAGAGAUUAUUUGCCCUGAGAGAAAAUUUCCUGUAAUCUGUCCCCAGGGAGAGUGUCUGAUUCCUGUUGUUUCUGAGAAAAAUGGUUGCAGACUCGUGCCGAAAGUCCCUGCUUUUAUUUGGUGUGUUUGGGAAAUACGGACGCUGACUUUCAUUGCAGUAAAUGUCAAUCAGUGUGUCUGCUUUGGCUUGAGCUAUGCACAUGGGCUGUGCAAAAUGUCGUCACAGACAUGCUUCCCGUGAUGCCCUGUGAGCGAAUAGGCGUGUAGCCUGCACUCAUCAGGUGAUCUAGGCCCCAUCUUUUGUAUGGUGCGAUUGUAUCAUUUGUGUGUGUGUUACAUGGGCGCGUUAGCUCGUUAUCUGAAUGAAAUGGGGGACAUGGAGUUUAUUUGGAUAAAUGGGAGUGUUCCGUGUCAGUGAGGCUAUCCCCACCAUGUGACCUACAGUCAGGUAACGCAGGAGUUUGGGUUCAGAGGUUUCUAUGUUAUUUAUUCAUGCAAAUGCAGGUGGUAGUUUUGGUGAGUUCCAGCUGGAUUUUGAACCAAGCCUCAGGUUUUCCUUUCACAGGAAAUGGCUUUCUAUGAAACCAGAUGCUGCAAAGAGUUAAAUUCCCAAGUGACUGGUUGCAUAAAGCAAAGGAGCGACAGAAAAAGGACUUUUUGCACAUUGAAAAAGGGCUCGAUUGGUUUUUGGGCAAAGAAACGCCCUGAGCUGCUGGGGUGGUGAGAGCCGGGGGAGGGGUCUUGGGUUUGCAGAAAUUAAGUAGUUAGGAAAACAGAGAGAGACCAGGGGGCUAUUCUGGCCACUGUACAACGAUAUUCUUCUGUAUUUAUCUAAUGCUGAUGGUGUGCUCACUGCCAGUGCUUGGCUCAGACGGCACAAUCGUCACCUCCUUUGAGCUGGAAUCUGUCACAGCCCCGGGCAGAACUUGAAUUAGGAAAGCCUUGCAGGUAGAACAAACCAGCGCCCCAGUCCUGCCAGCACCAGUGCCUGUGUCUGGUUUUACCCCCGUGGGGUGACGGGAGUGCGCCAGUGAAGCCAGACCAACACUCGUGUUGCUUGUGCCCAACAGAAGACAGGUGACCCAAGUUACUGGUAAAGGCUAAUGAGCUGGCGCUGGGGCGGUGCGAAUUCGGGAAUUGCUUCCCAUUGGCCAGGAUGAGGGGGUGGCACUUGAAAGCGCUUGGAUUGCUUGAGAGGAAAAUGGGAACAUUUGAAUGGCCCAGCAGCCUCGUUUUGGGGUGCGACCCCCAGCUUGGGAACGGCUGCACUAAGCAUUAUUGCAUCCAGAGCAUGUUGCCACCCAGGUCUCUCCUGCUGCAGCAUGAUUUCAGUGUGGGGAGCUGCAUCGCCCUCCCCACUAGCGCUGCCUGGCUCUGGAUUCCUGUUGCAGUCCCUAGUCAAAGCUGCCCCCCCGCUCCCCCCAGCUGGGUCAUGAGGCAGGGUGCACUCGGGCCUUUCCUCGGUCAUGCCCCUUGUUCCUUCCGGUGCUGAGAGGCGCUUGGCCAGAGUCUGCUCCCGCCACAGCGAACGUGUCUCCUUGCCAGGACCGCUAGUGCUUAUAUCAUCCUCCAGACCGCACCACGCGCCCCAGACCCAUCGCCAUAGCAAUGCGGCUGCUCUGGGCUGGGGGUAGGUGGGAACACCCAGCUUGGCUUGGCUUUGUUCUCUUGGAGAUUUGGGCUUUGGCAGGGGAGGGCUUGUUAAUAAUUGGCCACUGUGAGUACUUUUUGAGGCUUGGGAGACGAGGCCUUUAUGCAGUGCUCUCCAUGUGGCAAAUACCGCAGCGCGCUCUGCGGCGUGUGAACAAUACUCGCGGGUUGGGUUUUGUCUGUCUCAGCCAGAGAGGCAGCGCCCGUCCCGCGUCCCAUGCCCGUCAGCGUUUCGACAUCGGGAGCUUGUCGGGUCUCGGUCGGGGAGUGGUUGUGGAUUGGUGUGCUCGGCUGGCCCUUUGCUGCUCCGUGGUGGGAUCGGCACAGACCUGCCUCUGCCCUGGGAACUCAACGGGGGAACGCUGCCAGACAGGUGUGGAUGCCCUGGAGUCUCUGCGGGAAGGUGUUGGGCAGGUGGCGUCACGAGAGGCCACGGUGAAGCUGAGGGGGGCUGUGUUAUCUGGAGCUGCCGAGCGUCUCCGCAGCCCCAGCACCGCGGCCCCGGGCACUCGCCCUAGCCUUGCUCCCCACCAGAGCCCUGCGACCUGGCCUGCUGGCUCUGCAGAGAGCCCCGGAGAAGCGCUGAGUAACGCUGCCCCCGUGCCCCGAGGGGCGUGGCUGGGCAGGCGGAGGAACGGGCCCCUGGCUCAGGAGGGAGCCACCGCUGAGCGUGUGGAGCCACCGGCCACUACAGCAGCUGCUGAGCACGGGGACAAAACCCGCGACCCGGGAGUGCGUAUGCGCCCGUCUGCUGCAGGAAAGGGGACGCCGGCUGGAAGCACCGGCAGCCCCUGGUUCUCUGCAGCGUCACAGUUCAAGGCAGCAAAUCCCACGUCGGUGCCUCUCCCUGGGACAGUCCCUCUGGGAAACCUGAGGGCAAAAGAUCUCACUUCCCUGGGGGGCAGCAGCUCCGAUAUAGAGUCACCCACGGUGUUUCCUGGCUCUGCCGCCCGGGAGACGGUUUCAUGGGACCAGGCACCUUCCAGCACCCCCGCAGUAACGGAGCCAGUGUACCCCAGUGGAGAGAGCGCGCUCACGACAGGGCCCUCGGACCCGGAGCCGUGGAGCAUGGAAACGCCGGAUGUUGCUCUCGCCCUGAGUAAAGCCAGGGCGGAGACCAGCCGGGGCAGUGCUGCGGGCACACAGACACCAGUAACCUCCGCGCCCGUGGCCAGCCCUGCUCCCGGGGCAAGCGCAGGGGACAAUGGGGCCCACUUUGGAGGAGGGAUGCGGGGGCUGGGGACGGCACACAGGGAAGCUGCCGUUACUGCGGAGUUGGACUUCACUGACCUGGGCCUAGGAGCCAGGCUGCGGAGCCCCACGGAGGGCUCUGGCACGCUGCUGCAAGGACAGACGGAGCUCGCCAUGCGCGCUGCAGCCUCCACACCGGGCGACUCUCUGGAAACCAGCCAGACACCUGCUCUGCGGCCAGACGGCCGGGAGAGUCUGACCUGGCGGCCGGGGGGCAAAGCUAAGCCAGCCCCAGAGACCAGCGGGACCCCAGUGCGCACCCCAGACAGCGGCCUGACAGAGCCGCUCGCCACAACAGCUGGCUCUGCUCCAGGACUCCAUUCCAGCACCCAUCGCAUGGUGCCCCUGGGAAGCCCCAGGCCUGGGGAGGGCCUGGGCCAUACGCCGGUGGAGGCUGGCUCUGAGGAGUCCCCAGGGCGCAGAGGUGUCGAUGGAGUCCCAGAAAACAUGGACUUGUCUCUCUCCAGUGAGGCGCGCACAGAGGGGGACCCUCGGGCAGCGUCCUGGGCCGAGUCACUCCCCGGGGCUUCCCCAGACAGGACGCCAAGUGCCUAUGCUGGGACCCCAAGGCCAUUGGGCCACCUCACAGCACCUGCCCCAUCCCCUGGCUCGGCCCAGCCCCCAGUGCCAGCUGAGCAGCUCAGCAGGGGGGCCGAUGUCUCUCACCCCACAGCUCCUGGCCAGGAGAACGGGGGUCUCAGUGAGCGCGCCCCGGAGCCCAGCUCGUCAACAGCAGCCGCAGCCCUGGAGUGGCUAUCGAGUGACUUCCGGACUCUCGCCUGGCUCCCCGAAACCCCUGCUGAGAGGACUCGAGUGCCUGGCACAGGGGAACCCCGCAGCACGGUCCCAGCCGUGCCCGGUACGGCUGUGUCUGUGAGCACGUCCUCCCAGCCUCCUGUCGCCCACACUCCUGGGGCCAAGCAGCUCUCCCUGGCUUCUGCCCCAGUCGGGGCAGUGACAUCUCAGGAGGGAGUGUUCCCGGGAGCCUCCAGCGGGGAAGCCGUGCCCCGUGGCCCUAGCACCAUGCGAGCCAUCACUCCUCUGGGCUUUCAGCCUCUGCCAGCCAGCCAGCCUGCUGGAGUGGAGACACCGGCAGCCACUCUGCAGAGAGGUUCCACAACGCUCAGCCCGACAGAGCCCCCUGACCCGCCCAGGGCUGGGCUGAGUUCCCCAUUCCCCUUAGAGAAGGAUGUUUCGGGGUCUGCUGCCCUGGGACUCGCAGAGCUCAGCUUGGCCACCACCCCGUCUCCAUCGUGGGACACGGCGACCACUAAUGCCACAGUGGCAACGUCCUCGUGGGCAUCUGCAAGCUGGAGGGGAGGGACCGAGAGGCUGGGCCAGGGGGCAACGGCCCCCCCGGCCUGGGCUGCGCAGGCUGGUUCUGAACCGGGGAAUUCCAGCCAAGCCCCUGAUGCAACACCCCCGAGCGGGGCCGGGGGGGAGCUUUCCGAGCAGCAGCACCGGGGCCCUGUUCAGCCCCACGCCCCCCAUCCCAGAGCUGCUACUAACCUCUGAGAGCGCUGGGUCCCCAGCUGGCAGCAGGAGUCCCUGGCCAG
Molecule: messenger RNA, 4718 nt
Organism: Trachemys scripta elegans
Lineage: Eukaryota; Metazoa; Chordata; Testudines; Emydidae
Product: nascent polypeptide-associated complex subunit alpha, muscle-specific form-like
Exons: 3
Coding region: 1870-4677 (935 amino acids)
Source: RefSeq, a predicted model, not a curated record